Rattus norvegicus (Norway rat) is the source of this 3901-nucleotide messenger RNA. Lineage: Eukaryota; Metazoa; Chordata; Mammalia; Rodentia; Muridae. The record is from RefSeq and is a predicted model, not a curated record.
UUUACACGUUGUUUAUUAUACCUGUAAACAGGUUACACCUUGUUAGCAGCAUGGUUUUGUUUCCUUAAGUCGUUUUACUUCCCCAAAUGAAAACUCUUAUGGCCUAAUGGAGCAGCCAUAGGAUGUUUUGUCUGUUGCCAGCAGAGACCUUUCCUUGAGGCUCUGGGACCAACAACCAGGCAUCUUAAGUUUACCGAGACCCAGGCUUUUCUCACUUUCCCAGAAGUCCUUUCGACCGUCAAUCAAUGGCUGGUUCCUCCAUGGCGCAUGCGCGCCGCCUGCAUCCGGCAGCCGGGUGAAUUGCUGCCGGGCUCUCCCUGGUGUGGUUCUCCUAGUCAUGGCUCCGGACUCCGGGCCCUUCCCCGACGGACAAUUUUUGAAGCUGCUGCCUGUGGAUCCCCGGGACCGGGGCACCCAGCGCUGCCGCCUAGGACCGGCCGCCUUCCGCAGCCUGGGCGUGCGCCUGGGCUCGCCGAUGAGGAUCUCGUUGCCCGCCGGGGGCUGCUGCCUCUGCACAGCUUGGCCACGGCGCGACGGGGCGGACGGCUUUGUGCAGUUAGACUUGCAGUGCGCUAGCCCCGGAGCCGCGGCAGCUGCGGGGAGGAUCAGUAUGGACCGCUUGCAACCGGUGUCCUGUCCGCCCCUGCGGCGCCUAGAGGUGUGGCCCGUGCUGCGGCCGCAGGCGGGAGCCCCGAGUUCCGACGCGGUGCUGGAGGUAUCGCAGGAGCUGCUGCGCAACCGGCCGGUGUCGCGAGGACACGUGGUGGCCACCCCUCCCGGUAUCCCGGGCCCUGUAGCAGCUCUGCACGUGGUGAGCGGGACACCGGACCCAGAGCCCGCCGGGCGGGUCACACCGCACACCCGCAUCACGCUCAGCGACAAACCUCCGCCACAGGUCGAGCCUCCGGGGGAGGUGACCCUUGGGGGCCUGUCGGAGACGGCCGACUCCCUAAGGGAGCUGCUCCGCCUGCCGCUGUGUUAUCCGCUCGCCUUAGCCGCACUGGGGCUGGCGGUGCCCCGCGGGGUGCUCCUGGCGGGACCCCCGGGAGUGGGCAAGACCCAGUUAGUGCGGGCCGUGGCGCGAGAGGCGGGCGCCGAGCUGCUGGCGGUGAGCGCCCCGGCGCUGCAGGGCACUCGGCCCGGAGAGACCGAGGAGAAUGUGCGGCGCGUCUUCCAGCGCGCCCAGGAGCUGGCCAGCCGCGGGCCCAGCCUCCUCUUCCUGGACGAGGUGGACGCCCUGUGUCCCCGGAGAGGCGGCCCCCAGCGAGCUCCCGAGAGCCGCGUGGUGGCCCAGGUGUUGACGCUGCUGGACGGUAUCCACGGGGACCGGGAGGUUGUGGUCGUGGGAGCCACCAACCGGCCAGACGAGUUAGACCCAGCGCUUCGCAGGCCGGGGAGGUUUGACAGAGAGGUGAUCAUUGGAACUCCCACACUUAAACAGAGAGAGGCAAUUCUGGGAGUGAUUACUUCAAAGAUGCCCAUCUCCAGUCAUAUCGAUUUAGGCCUGCUGGCAGAAAUGACAGUUGGCUAUGUCGGUGCUGACCUGACAGCACUCUGUAGGGAGGCUGCCACGUGUGCUCUUCUCAAGAAUGAAAAGAACCAAAACAAUCCUAAAAUUGAGGAAACAGAUUUUCUUGAAGCUUUUAAAAAGGUUCAGCCCUCAUCAUUUCGGAGUUCCAUCGGACUGACAGACAUCAGGCCUGUUGGCUGGGAGCAGAUAGGGGGACUUGAAGAUGUGAAGCUGAAGUUAAAGCAGUGUGUUGAGUGGCCUCUGAAGUUCCCUCAGGAGUUUGCUAGGAUGGGUCUGACACAGCCAAAGGGCCUUCUCCUGUAUGGUCCCCCUGGAUGUGCCAAAACCACUCUGGUGAGGGCCCUGGCCACAAGCUGCCACUGCUCCUUCGUGUCAGUAUGCGGGGCUGACCUCUUCUCUCCUUUUGUUGGAGACUCAGAAAAAGUCUUGUCUCAGGUAUUUCGACAAGCAAGAGCCAAUACCCCAGCGCUUGUGUUUUUGGAUGAAAUUGACUCAGUCUUGGGGUCUCGCUCAGUCGGCUCCUCGGGAUGUGAUGCUCGGGAGAGAGUUCUUUCAGUUCUGCUGAACGAGCUCGAUGGUGUGGGAGUUAGGACGGUAGAGAGAAGAGGGAGUAAAGCAAGCCAACAGGAGUGUCAAGAAAUUCUUAGUCGGAGUGUCAUGAUUGUUGUGGCGACAAACAGGCCUGAUGUGUUAGACGAUGCCUUGUUACGACCUGGCAGAUUAGAUAAGAUGGUCUAUGUCCCCCCUCCUGAUCGAGAGGGCAGGCUUUCUAUUUUAAAAGUCUGUACAAACAACAUGCCAAUAGGGCUCAAUGUUUCUCUAGAGAACCUGGCAGCAGAAACCUGUUAUUUCUCUGGAGCUGAUCUGAGAAACCUCUGCAAAGAAGUGAGCUGCUCUGUUUGCUCUGCAAGAAAAUGGACUGGAAGCGACCACAGUGGAACAGGAGCACUUCACAGAAGCACUCAAGACUGUGAAGCCGUCCUUAACUCUGAAAGACCUGACUUUCUACGAAAACUUAUUUAAAAAAGAACUUUCCAACUUGGAAGAUCAUUAAAUUUUUAUUUUAUUCAGUUUUUUAUAUAAAGUGGUUUGCAACUUCACGCUUUCAUGAGAGGGGGAAGGGAGAGGUAGGGGACUGGAGAGAGAGAGAGAGAGAGAGAGAGAGAGAGAGAGAGAGAGAGAGAGACUGAGACACUAAGAACUUGCCUGAUAAGGACCAUUUCACUUCUGAAAGAUAUAUUAAACACUAUAGUAAAAAGCAUGUGUGUGAUUUUGUUAGGAUAAUUGUUUUUGGUGAUCGUCUUAUGACUUUGAACUGUAUUAUCCUUUGGGAAAGCUGCUGGCAUAGAGCAGUGGACUUCAGCAUGCUCUAGCCAAGAUUCACCACACUGGCAUUUUGUCACAUUUGUCUUUGCUUCUUCCUCUGCACCCACACCAUUUUCUUAACAGCCUCGGGCUACAACAGAGCCUUAAGUCAGUCUUGGGACAACACUGAGAAGUGUGCCAUUAGGCAAUUUUGUUGUGAAUGUCAUAGAGUAGUAUGGUUAUUCCAGCUAGAUAGUGACACCACCAGGUAAGAUUUUGGGAGUUCCCGCUCGUACACGUCUGUCACUCAAGCAUACUGUUCAUGGCUGUGCAUGUGCAAAGCUCCAUUAUGGCUGGUGUCGAGUAUGUGUGCCUCACAAAGUUGCCUUACGUUACAGUUAACUCACAAAUUCUAGGAAUUUUAGCAUCAACGUUUGUGUUUUAAUGUAUUCCAUAUAUUUCCCUGUCCCAGUGAUUCCCUGUGUGAUGGUGUUGUUUUCCUGUCAGACGAUUUAAUCUGGGAUUACACACUGAGUAGUUUUCUUGAGUCUUCCAUGUCUUGGAAACAAUUCUCAGUCUCUCUCGGCCUCGACAGCUUUGAGAAAUGUAGAUCAGGUUGGUUGGUUUGUCUGUCCGUCUGUCUCUGUCUCUCUCUCUGUCUUUCUCUGUCUCCCUCCCUCCCUCCCUCUCUCUCUCUCUCUCUCUCUCUCUCUCUCUCUCUCUCUCUCUCUCGCUCUCUCGCUCUCUCGCUCUCUCGCUCUCUCGCUCUCUCUCUCUCCCCCCCACCCCCCUUUGUAGAACAGGCAGCCCUGGACAUGUGUUUGUCAGGAUUUCUUUGGUUGUAGGUUGGAAAGCUCCCAGGUAGCUUUGCUCUCAGUAUCACGGAUGGAGACGUGCUCUCCGCAGCGUUGGUGAUGUUUGUUCUGAUCACUCAGUAUUGUUUAGUUUCCCUAUCAUACACUUAACUUUCCCCCUUUUAUAUUAUACAUAAUUUGAGGUCAUAGACUUGUCUGUGUGUUUAUUUUUAUAGAAGUAAUUAAAAAUUAAAAACAGUUUGGUAUUUAA